AUGGAUGUAUUGGAUACAAGCAGUCCCUUUUCAGUAGAAGGCGACAGCCUGACCCUGGACUCAGACCUGUAUGAAGCUGACAGCUAUGACAUCCCAGACCCUGGGCUGCUCAGAGAAAAUGGUGAGGUGUGCUUCCACCACUGGCCCACAGAGCCAUCAUCCUCAGAGCCGGACUCAAAGCUUUUUACCAGGAGCUCCCAGUGGCGCAAUAUGACCCCCAGCGCCCGUGCCCGCAAGCUGUGGCUGCUGCUGCGUACAAGCCUCCACAGCUUUGUGGAAAAGGAAAAGAGAUCCGAGUUGCGUGUGGCUUGCCUGACACACGGACUGGAGCCACUGCGCCGCCUGGAGGUGGCAGCAGGGCUAUGCUCCGUGGCACAGGACCCAGUGGGUAGACGUUUCGUGGUGCUGGACAGCGCAGGUUGCCUGCACCUGCACAGAAAGGACGGCUGGGCGCAGGAGAAGCUGCUGGCCCCCAUUGCCCUCAGGGGACUGGUGGCAGUGCCAGGCCCGCCAGACUCUGUGAGCCGCUUUGUGGGCUGGGGUCCCGCAGGGCUGGCCAUACUGAGGCCGGACCUCAGCCUGCUGUGGCUGAGUGAGCCAAGGGUGGGUCGGGCACCCCACCACGAGCCCAUCUGCUGCCUGCCGGUGCCUAACUUGGGGCUGCUGCUAGUAGCGGAAGCAAGCGGUGGCCUGGCACUCUGGAAGUUCCGUUUAGGGGGUCGCUGUCUGGUGCCUACUGGGUCACCUGUACAUCCUCCGCCAAGCUCCACCCAUGUGCUCGCUGGUCUGGCUCUGGGGCCCCCGCUUCCCCACCAGCCUCCACACUGCUUCGCAGCCUACGGCUCAGCCGUACUCACCUUUGACCUGCACACCUGGGCUGUCGUGGAUGUGCACCAGAAGCUGCACAAAACCACCAUCUCCGACCUGGCGUACUGUGAAGAGGUGGAGGUCAUGGUGACGGCUUCCCGAGACAGCACGGUGAAGGUGUGGGAGGCCGACUGGCAGAUCCGGAUGGUGUUUGUGGGCCACACAGGCCCCGUGACAGCUCUGGCCGUGCUCCCGAACACACCCCUGGUGCUGUCGGCCUCACAGGACGGGACGCUUCGCACAUGGGACCUGCAGGCGGUGGCACAGGUGGGCGAAGUGAUGCUCAACUACUGGGGCCAGGACAUGCGGUCAGGCGGCGUGAACCGCCUACUGGCACCCGCCAGCCCCGGCUGGCCGGUGCUCUCCUUGCGUGCAGGCAGCGUGGAGCUCUGGCGCCUGCGCGAGCUGUACUCGCCACUGGCCCAGCUGUCAGCACCAGUGCUCCACCUGCAGGUGGCGCCCGCGCUGCCCUUGCCCCUGUGCCCCGCUCUGCCUACACGCCUCGUGUGCGCAUGCGCAGAUGGCUCAGUCUACCUCGUGUCGGUGGCUACGGGGCUUACCGUGAGCGCACUGCUGCUCGAGCCCGAGGACUGCGCGGCCGCCGUGGCCUACUGCUUGCCGCGCGAAACACUGUGGCUGAUAACCCGCGCCGGACACCUCGUGUGUGCCAACGCGGCGUGCCACCCCAUGUGCGUGCUGUACCGUGAGUGCCCGCCACCGUCCCCAGCGCCCAGGCCCUGCUGCCUGCACCUCUACAGCCACCUCAUAGACCCCAGCAGUGCGUUUGCCAGCUGGAAGACCGUGUGCCGGCCCGGGGGCAAGCUGUGCCACAGCGACAUCCAGGCCAGGAAGGAUAAGAACCGGUACCUGCUGGUGCUGGGACACACGGACGGCACCCUGUCAGUGCCGGAGUGGCACACAUGGAAGACUGUCUUCCAUACACAGGCGCACAGCCCCGGCCCGGUCAUCGCCAUUUCGUCCACUUGGAACAUCAUGGUGUCCUCGGGCAGAGACCUGACCGUGAAGAUGUGGCGCGUCUUCCCUUACGCCGAGGAGAGCCUGAGCCUGCUGCGCACCUUCUCCUGCUGCCACCCCGCCCUGGUGCUCUCUGCGCUCGGGAAGCGCGUCACCGUGGGCUUUGAGGACUCGGACAGCGCCACCUACGGUCUGGUGCAGUUUGGCCUGAAAAACAGCCAGCGCUAUGAUCACCAGCCCCAGGACGACCCCAUGGACCACAUCACCGGCUUGUGCUGCUGUCCCACCCUCAAGCUGUACGCCUCCUCCAGCCUGGACUGCACCAUCCGGAUCUGGACCACAGACAACCAUCUGCUGCGGCUCCUGCAGCUGAACGGAGCCCCUCAGGCCCUGACCUUCUGCAACAACGGCGGGGACCUGGUGCUGGCUCUGGGCUCCCGCCUGUGCCUGGUAUCUCACAGGCUCUACCUGCCCACGUCCUACCUGGUUAAGAAGCUGUGCCAGGAGGUCCCGGACGUGGUGGAUGACCCUCCACUGCCACUGACCAGCCAGGAAUCGCUGACCUCAGCCCAACUGCAGAGGCUCGCCAACCUGCAUGGGAUUUUCAGUCUCAGCACGGCCUUGUCUUCCACCCAUCGCCAGAUGGCAGCACCUCAGCAGCCACUGUUGGAGGAGGACCUGGAAGCCUUAGUUGCCCGGGACCAUGACCUUCAGCGGCUGAGACUGGGGCAGGUGGUCCCAGCAGCGCGGCCCCCACCCUCCGGUCCGCAGCAGCAGGAGGCCUUCGACAACUACCUGCGUCUGAUCUACGGCCCGGCCCUGCUGGGCGUCUGUUCUGGAGCCGAGUCCCAGCAGUGGAACACCAUGACCCUUACAGCGGAGAAAGAAACCUGGGGUGUGUGCACCCUGCCCCCACCAGACUGGAGGGCACUCAGCCAGUGCUUCCCCCAGGUUGCCUUUCCCAUCCUGCCUCCCCUCUGGGGACCACACGGCAGAGAAUCCCAGAUGCUGGCCCAUUCCUCCCUGAGAUCCUCCCUGGGCCUCAGUGUGGACCUUCAGCUGCAGUUGAAGCAACUCCCCCAGGAGAGGCCCUCGGCCCCAGAUGCACUGUCUUCCCACCUGCAGCACAGGGUCCCCCUGCUGCUGGAAAGGCGGCCCAAGGAGCUUCCCUCUAACCUCAGGGGCUUCUUUCCUGCUGCCAUUGAGCCCUACAAGGACCUGCCGAGGCCCAUCCGCUUCCCGGGCUGUGUCCCCAACUCCAUGGUGCUGCAGCACAUGUGGCCGGCCAGGAGAGUCAGGGGCCCUGGAGCCCUGGCCCGGCUCGCCAGCCAGGGCUCACUCAAGUCGAGGGAGAGCCAGCAGGAUGACUGGUGGGCGUCAAAGAGUAGGCGGCGCCACACCAUGUGGCAGCAGAAGCUGAUCCAUUGGUCGGACGAGGAGGAGGAGCAGGAGGAGGAGGACGACGAGGUGUUGGAUCUGGACUGGGCCUCAGACUUCCUGAGCCCCCACCUGGGGCUCUCCCAGGAGCUGCUGGAGUUCGAGGAGCCAUGGGCCCAGAGCUUGGCGUCCUUGACUCAGAGAAGCUCCAGAGACGACUCCGGGACGGAGGACUACUCCCACCCCCGCUGGUACCACCACGAGCACUCGCUCCUGGAGGAGCGCUAUGGGCAUCUGCCCAGGUUCCUGCGUCUCUUCGCCAUCCAGAACUGGUUCAAGAAGCUGUUCCCCCUCUUCACCCUGGAGGCGUACCCCGAAGUGGGCACGGUGGACGGCUUGGCCUCUCUGCUGCUGGACCUGCUGAAGGAGGCCUCCUGGGAGGACCGCGUGCACAUCCUGCACGCCAUGCUGAGGCUGGUGCCCGACGUGAGCCAAGACGUCUGCAGCAGGUUGCACAACAUCCUCCUGGACCUGCUCAACCAGGACAAACCCCCCAGCCUCCAGGUCCGGACGCAGAAGCAGUUCGUGAUGCUGGCGCUGCAGCUGCUCCUGGCCUCCUCCCUGGAGGCCCGCGACGUGGUGCUGGAGCUCAUGUCCUACUUCCUCUACUCGCCCGCCUCCUGCCGGUCUGAGCUCAAGAAGCUGCUGAACGGACUAGGCCUUCAGGACCCAGAGGACCUCCUGUUCAAGGAGAUGAUGACCUGGGUCCGGGACCUGGACCUGGAGUCCAAGGCCGUGCUGCGCGGUUGCUGUAGCCAGAAGCUGGAGGAAAUGAUCCACCACCUGCAGGUCUGGCUGGGGAUGGGAGGGGCGGGCCACCUGCCAGUGGAGCCUCUGGCCUCCUCCUGGGAGAGCCCCCAAGUCCAGGGAGGAGAGCCAGGUGAGGCUGCCAGGUUCCUCGCCUCACUCUGACUCAGCGUCACCUGUCUCCCGGGUCCCCGGGGCUCUCGGGAUCUUCCUGCUCCUUCCUGGGAGGGAGUCUGCAUUGAGUCAGGCUGGGAUCCAGGAACAGCACCACUCCCUGGGCUCCGGGGUGUCCUCCACUGGCCGCCUCCCCCGCAGGCGGAAACCUGGCAUCCGUCAGUAGCCAAGUUGUCGGAGAUGCUGCCCAAGGUCUCGGAGACCUCAGUGCUUUCGCCCCGGUCCAAGGAGACCCUGUCACCGACUUCCACAGUCUCCGGGGUACCCAUCUACAUCUCCGUGACGUCCUCAUUCCACUCCAGGACGCCCUCCCUGGUGGCCUCGCCUGUGGAGCCGGGCUUGGCCUCCCAGGAGUCCCAGACCCAUGGGCUGCUCUCACCGGUGCACACCAGGCGCACCUGCCGCACGCUCUCCCAGACGCUGGUGCCCUUCUCCGCCCUGGCCGUGAUCGGGCUGCCCUCCUUGGACUCCGACGCGCGGCCCAGCCACCCGCUGUUCCUGGAGCAGACGGAGUGGUCACAGUCGAAGAUAAUGGACCUGGGGCCAAUCGACGCCCUCAACUACUUCUGCGAGCAGCAGCGGGUGCGGCGGCUGAGCUCCCUGCGCACCCAGGAGCCCCAGAGUGCACACCUACACCCCAGGACACGGGGCCCCAACGCCGUGGUGCCACAGCCCCGCCCCCACCUGUGUGGGGGUGGGGGGCGGGCACUGAGGGCCAAGGUCGCACAAACCUGCCUUUCUACCACUCCAGGCCCGACCCCAUUCUUCAGCUUCAGGAGACCAACAUCCGGAGGUCUCCACAGAGACAGAGGGGUGAGUGGGGGCAGGGGUAGAGAUUGGACUGUGAGCUUCACCCCCAUGCCUGCCACAGCCUGGGCCCCACAGGGCCCUGACUUCACCCGAGGCCUCACUGCCCCUCUAGCCUCAGGACAAAUGCUGUCCUGGCACCGGGAAGGCCUCACCCUCGAAGGCCCCAUCCGGACACUGAAGCUGCCGCUGCCUCGGGUGGAAGUGCGGCCUUUCCCCGCGGACUGGCCCCGGCCUGCCCGUCCACUGCCACCCCUGCUCCUGCAGCCUGCCCUGCAGCGCUACUUCCUGCCAGACCACGCCGACCCCCGCAACUACAGCUGACCUGCUGGCGGCCUAGGCCUGACCCCGCUCCCAGCCAGCCUCCCCUUCCCUCCAGCAGGGGCUCGGGACACAGCUCUUCACUGGGCCGUUUGCCCCUGGCCCAGGCGUGGGCUGCAAUA
This is a messenger RNA of Phyllostomus hastatus (greater spear-nosed bat), 5450 nucleotides long. It is a transcript of the gene WDR97, whose product is annotated as WD repeat domain 97. Gene Ontology annotation, molecular function: protein binding. NCBI's taxonomy places the organism in Eukaryota, Metazoa, Chordata, Mammalia, Chiroptera, Phyllostomidae. The record is from RefSeq and is a predicted model, not a curated record. The transcript is spliced from 22 exons.